Messenger RNA from Dothidotthia symphoricarpi CBS 119687, 1341 nucleotides. Its product is annotated as WD40 repeat-like protein. Gene Ontology annotation, molecular function: protein binding. NCBI's taxonomy places the organism in Eukaryota, Fungi, Ascomycota, Dothideomycetes, Pleosporales, Dothidotthiaceae. The record is from RefSeq and is a predicted model, not a curated record. Gene Ontology annotation, cellular component: small-subunit processome; nucleolus. Bases 1 to 1341 code for a protein of 446 amino acids. The transcript is spliced from 2 exons. Gene Ontology annotation, biological process: maturation of SSU-rRNA from tricistronic rRNA transcript (SSU-rRNA, 5.8S rRNA, LSU-rRNA).
AUGAAGAUCAAGGCCCUCAGCCGGUCGACCGCAUCGGCGCAAGCCCCCGGCUCACAUGUCGCAAAGGUGACGCGCAACCUCGACCCCAACCAGCAUCCCUUCGAACGAGCCCGUGAAUACACCCGCGCCCUCAAUGCCACCAAGGUCGAGCGCAUGUUCGCCCAGCCCUUCAUUGGCGACUUCGAGCCCGGCCAUGUCGACGGUGUCUACUCCUUCGCCAAAGACCCCGAGUCGCUUCAGCACUUUGCCAGCGGGAGUGGAGACGGAGUCGUGAAAGUAUGGAACCUCACAAGUCGGGAAGAGAAGUGGCAGGCUCAGGCGCACGAGAACCUGGUCAAGGGAAUGUGCUGGACUCGCGACAAGCAACUCAUCACGUGCGGGUCCGAUCGUCAGAUCCAAAUGUUCGAGCCGUAUGCGCAGCCCUCCAAGUCACCGCCGAAAGCGACAUGGCAUGGCAACGCUGCCUUCACCUCCGUCUCACACCACCGCUCCUUGCCUUCAUUUGCUGCAGCCUCUAGCACCGUCUCUAUAUACGACACCACUCGCACAUCUGGAGCGCCAGUCCAGAAUCUGGUAUGGCCCUCCGCUAUCGACACGAUCAACUACGUUGCCUUCAACCAAGUCGAGACUUCAAUCCUGGCAUCGUGUGCGACUGACCGGGCUGUCGUUCUGUACGAUGUCCGCACAAACUCCCCGUUACAUAGAACCGUCCUCAACUUUGCAUCCAACUGCAUAUCCUGGAACCCUAUGGAAGCAUACAAUUUUGCUGUCGCCAAUGAAGACCACAACGUAUACAUUUUCGACAUGCGAAACAUGAAGCGAGCCCUACAAGUCCUCAAAGGCCAUGUAGCGGCGGUAAUGAGCGUCGAAUUCAGUCCUACUGGAGAAGAGCUUGUCACAGGUUCCUACGACCGCUCAGUACGCCUCUGGGAGCGUAGCAAAGGUCAAUCUCGCGAUAUGUACUACACCAAGCGCAUGCAGCGAGUCUUUUCCGUCGCCUGGUCUCCGGACAACAACUACAUCCUCAGCGGUUCUGACGACGGCAACGUUCGACUUUGGCGUGCGCGGGCAUCCACGAGGCAGGGUGUCAAGUCGUAUGCCCUGCAGCAAAAAUUGCAGUAUGAUGAGGCGCUCAAGGAGCGGUAUAGUCACAUGCCAGAGAUCAAGCGCAUCUCGAGGCAUAGACAUAUUCCAAAGGCUGUCAAGAAGGCAGGUGAAAUCAAGACUGAGGAACUCAAAGCGAUCAAGAGGAGGGAGGAGAACGAGAGGAGACACACGAAGAAGGGGCAGGUCAGACGCAAGGCUGAGCGCGAGAAGAUGGUAUUGGCGAGGGAGCAGUAA